Bombyx mori (domestic silkworm) is the source of this 2248-nucleotide messenger RNA. It is a transcript of the gene NGR-A19, whose product is annotated as neuropeptide receptor A19. The transcript has 8 exons. The record is from RefSeq and is a predicted model, not a curated record. Gene Ontology annotation, molecular function: neuropeptide Y receptor activity. The coding region runs from base 420 to 1760 and encodes 446 amino acids. Gene Ontology annotation, cellular component: plasma membrane. NCBI's taxonomy places the organism in Eukaryota, Metazoa, Arthropoda, Insecta, Lepidoptera, Bombycidae. Gene Ontology annotation, biological process: neuropeptide signaling pathway.
AGUGAAAAUUUGACGUGAUUGCACUGUCGGCGCGCGCCCGCCCCAAGUCUCGGCGUUUCCACGUUUAGCGCCCAAGGGUCGAACCAUUACAGACGAAAAUUUUGAGCGUGUCGACUGGCCGCUUUGCUUCGCGUCGUCUCUGUUCAGCAUCGCCAAAUUAUCCGUAGCUCAUGAAUAAAGUACAGUACGGUAAUGCAAACAUGUCAUGUCUGUGGAAGUUGUGAGUUUGCGUCAUAAAUUAUGCUAAUAUAUGAGUACAUUCGCUGUGCGAUGCACUGGUGGAGCGAGCCGGAUUCCAUUUACGUCAACAUCGUCAGGAUGAAAAGUUAAUGGCAUAUCUUGAUUAAAUCUCAUAAAUAAAGAGCAACACUGAAGUUACAUGUUCUGAGGAUGUAAAAAAUGACGAAAUACUAUUAAUUAUGUUGGACAUGUAUGAGUCGGAAUCGAUAGACUUUGAUUCUAGUACGCUGUCAGACUUCCUUAUACGCAACGUCACAUCCAGUGAAUACUAUAUAAAUGCUACAGCCUCGUCCAACUUAACGAAACUAGAUUACGACGCUAUAUGCAAUCCGAGUACAUCCUCAGAGAGCUUCUUUACUUCUGCGACAUUCCAAACAUGCGUUUAUUUCAUGUACUGCAUCGUUUUUGUUGUGGCACUCGUUGGAAACGGACUAGUCUGCUUCGUUGUACAAACAUCGCCUCGGAUGAAAACGGUCACAAAUUAUUUCAUAGUAAACCUGGCAGUGGGCGAUAUCCUGAUGACGUUGUUCUGUGUGCCGUUUUCUUUCGUAUCAAUGCUUGUGCUGCGGUAUUGGCCCUUUGGUGGUAUUAUGUGCAAAGUUGUCAACUUCUCACAAGCGGUUUCAGUGCUCGUGAGCGCAUACACUUUACUAGCUAUAUCGAUUGACCGAUACAUGGCAAUAAUGCGCCCAUUGAAACCUAGGAUGGGUAAAACCGCAGCAAAAAUGGUUGUCGCUGGCGUGUGGGGAGGUGCUAUUGCGACCGCCACCCCUAUAUACGUAGUAUCGAAAUUGGAGAGACCUGCAGAGUGGCAUAAAUACUGUCAACUAGAUAUUUGCCACGAAGAAUGGGACCACGUGGAACAAAGUGAGCGUUACACCUGUGCGCUGUUGGUGCUUCAGUUUGUAUUGCCACUUAGCGCUCUUGUGUGUACAUAUGCUCGCAUUGCCCACGUAGUCUGGGGCGGACGACCACCCGGUGAAGCCGAAAGUACAAGAGAUUCCAGAAUGCAACGAUCAAAAAGAAAGAUGAUCAAAAUGAUGGUGAUUGUUGUAGCAGUAUUCACGGUUUGCUGGCUCCCACUGAACAUUUUUAUUGUAUUAUGGACGCUACAUGAAGGAGAUGAAGAGUGGGCUGCGUGGCCAGGUAUGCCCUAUGUUUGGUUCGCGAGCCACUGGCUGGCGAUGUCACAUUCCUGCUACAACCCCAUCAUAUAUUGCUACAUGAACACGAGGUAUCGACGCGGCUUCAAACAGGCCUUAGGAUGGUUCUUCCGCGUUCGGUUUGAAACAACAUCUCCACGCUGUCAUCAUUCCAGCAUCUGUGAAGGAAUGCAAAUGUCAGAGAUGGUGGGUGUGAACGGCAUUGUGAGACGCGGCACGUCAAGCAGCUGUGUGAGUCGUCUGCAGCGGGCUCCGACGUGUUCCUCCUGUGCGUCUGUUAGACGUGGCGUCGCCGGCGGCUUCACGACUCCCGUGCCCCCUAUACGGGCCCUCUCCGUGCGCACACACUUCAACUGAACUCUCUUAUUUUUUGUCCUACCUAUGCUGAUAGCCUUGAGAGGCUAUUUCAGCUUCUUCUUGACGUGUAGCUCACGGGGCUCAAGCCGGGAGUGUUGCUUACACUGGCCCUAGCAAGAGCAGUGCCCCGCAGAAUCUAACACCGGACCGGAAACGCGACCCACUGAGAAGAUCCUCAGAGAAGAAACUCAGUGAACUGUGUUUAUGGGUUAAUUUACUAGUCGAGCCCUUAAUCGCAAGCGACGGGUUCGGCGAGGACGGUGACCGGUGCUUGAGGUCUGAAUUCUCACGCAACAAUCAAACGAACAAUCUCUCAAAUUAUGUGAUAUAUCUAUAUUUUUUUGUGUAGCUGUUUCAUAAAUUAAGACCAGAAAUUUUGAAUGUACCUACUGUAAGAACAUUGCAACGGUUUUAGUGCUGUUAUUUUGUGUCGUAAGCAAAUCGAAAAUAAAUGUACUUGUAAUUUAAUAAAUAGUUUUAACAUUUCA